This is a messenger RNA of Prunus mume (Japanese apricot), 799 nucleotides long. Its product is annotated as small ribosomal subunit protein eS7. Lineage: Eukaryota; Viridiplantae; Streptophyta; Magnoliopsida; Rosales; Rosaceae. The record is from RefSeq and is a predicted model, not a curated record. Gene Ontology annotation, molecular function: structural constituent of ribosome. Gene Ontology annotation, cellular component: small-subunit processome; ribosome; cytosolic small ribosomal subunit. Gene Ontology annotation, biological process: rRNA processing; translation; ribosomal small subunit biogenesis.
AUAUGUUUACUUCAAGAAAGAAGAUGCAGAAAGAUAACAAUUCUGAACCGACUGAAUUCGAAGAGUCAGUUGCACAAGCAGUAAUUGAAUUGGAAAGUAACAGUGACCUGAAAAGUGACCUGAAGGAUCUAUAUAUCAACUCAGCAGUUCAAGUUGAUGUGUCUGGAAACCGGAAGGCUGUUGUUAUCCAUAUUCCAUAUAGACUGAGGAAGGCUUAUCGCAAGAUCCAUGUUCGGCUCGUGAGGGAGCUCGAGAAGAAGUUCAGUGGGAAGGAUGUUAUCCUGAUUGCCACACGUAGGAUAUUGAGGCCUCCAAAGAAGGGGUCAGCUGCCCAACGUCCCCGCACUCGUACUCUGACUGCUGUGCACGAGGCAAUGUUGGAGGAUGUUGUUGCGCCUGCUGAGAUUGUUGGCAAGCGCACCAGAUACCGUCUUGAUGGAUCCAAGAUAAUGAAGGUGUUCUUGGAUCCCAAGGAACGAAACAACACUGAAUACAAGCUGGAGAGCUUUUCUGCAGUUUAUCGGAAGCUUUCUGGAAAGGAUGUUGUGUUUGAGUACCCCAUCACUGAUGCAUAGAAAUAUUUUGUGCAAUCGCACCUUUUAAUUACUCUUCUCCCCUUUUCCCUUUUGUUCCCUGAAGAACUGCAAUUCAGCAGGCAGACAAUUUAAAAUUUUGAUGUUGAGGACGUGGUUUAGGAUAGCCUUUGAAGGAUUUUGUUCUCUUCAUUAUUAGCAUAUUUAUGUUGACGUGAUAUGGUUUACUGUGAUUUUCAAUCUCUCUUUUUGAUAGUCUUGUUUUA